AUGAGCGCUGAUGAUGCCGAGGAUGCCAUAGAAGAACUCUGGCAGAGCGAGGGUGUACAGCUGCCUUACAGCGUGAACAACAAGCUUGUGAUGCUCGGCGCUAUGGCCAUAGAGGUAGACGCCAAGGCGGGGUUUGCAAUUCCCGUGCAAGCCGAGGACUUUGCAAUAACAACCCGGCAAGGAAGAGAUCGCCAUUGA
Fusarium poae is the source of this 198-nucleotide messenger RNA. RefSeq lists its product as uncharacterized. Bases 1 to 198 code for a protein of 65 amino acids. The transcript has 2 exons. Lineage: Eukaryota; Fungi; Ascomycota; Sordariomycetes; Hypocreales; Nectriaceae. The record is from RefSeq and is a predicted model, not a curated record.